Molecule: messenger RNA, 1809 nt
Organism: Mesitornis unicolor (brown roatelo)
Lineage: Eukaryota; Metazoa; Chordata; Aves; Mesitornithiformes; Mesitornithidae
Gene: NARS1
Product: asparaginyl-tRNA synthetase
Exons: 15
Coding region: 1-1689 (562 amino acids)
Biological process (GO): asparaginyl-tRNA aminoacylation
Cellular component (GO): cytoplasm
Molecular function (GO): ATP binding; nucleic acid binding; asparagine-tRNA ligase activity
Source: RefSeq, a predicted model, not a curated record
AUGGGCUUCAGCAUCACGCACUUGCUGCAUGGCUUGGUUUUUAAAAUGGGAAAAGAGCUGUACGUUUCUGAGCGAGAGGGCAAUGAUUCCACUGGUGAUGGGACCCAAAAGAAACCGUUCAAGACUGUUCUAAAGGCUUUAAUGACAGCAGGAAAGGAACCGUUUCCUACUAUUUAUGUGGAUUCGCAAAAAGAAAAUGAGAGGUGGGCCCUCAUUUCAAAGUCACAGAUGAAGAAUGUCAAAAAACUGUGGCACAGGGAACAAAUGAAGAACGAAGCUAAGGAGAAGAAGGAGGCAGAAGAUCUCUUGAGAAGAGAGAAGAACCUGGAGGAAGCUAAGAAAGUGGUGAUCAAGAACGAUCCUAGCCUUCCAGAGCCAAAAUGCGUAAAGAUUGAUGCUCUGGAGGCUUACAGGGGCCAGAGGGUGAAGAUUUUUGGCUGGAUUCACAGAUUACGGAGGCAAGGAAAAAACUUGAUGUUCGUUGUUCUGAGAGAUGGCACAGGUUUUCUUCAGUGUGUCCUUUCAGAUGAACUGUGUCAGUGUUACAACGGGCUGGUUCUCUCCACGGAGAGCAGUGUUGCAGUGUACGGUACGCUGAACCUUGUUCCUGAAGGCAAGCAGGCUCCAGGAGGCCACGAGCUGAACUGUGACUACUGGGAGCUUAUUGGGCUGGCCCCAGCAGGAGGGGCUGACAAUCUCCUCAAUGAGGAUUCGGAGGUUGAUGUGCAGCUCAACAACAGGCACAUGAUGAUUCGAGGCGAGAACAUGUCUAAAAUCUUCAAGGUGCGCUCCGUGGUAGUGCAGGCCUUCAGGGAUCAUUUCUUUGCCAAUGGAUAUUACGAAGUCACACCACCAACUUUAGUCCAGACACAGGUGGAAGGAGGCUCAACCCUAUUCAAACUGGAUUAUUUUGGUGAAGAGGCAUACCUAACACAGUCAUCCCAGCUCUACCUGGAGACCUGCAUUCCAGCCUUAGGAGAUGUUUUCUGCGUUGCUCAGUCGUACAGAGCUGAGCAAUCCAGGACCCGCAGACACUUGGCAGAAUACACUCACAUUGAAGCUGAAUGUCCUUUUAUAACUUUUGAGAAUUUGUUGGACCGUCUGGAGAACCUGGUUUGUGAUGUAGUGGACAGAGUCUUGAAAUCGCCUGCAUCAAGCUUACUGUACGACCUGAACCCGGGCUUCACGCCCCCGAAGCGUCCUUUCCGACGGAUGAACUACACCGAAGCCAUUGAGUGGUUAAAGGAACAUGAUGUGAAGAAGGAGGAUGGCACUUACUAUGAGUUUGGGGAAGAUAUUCCUGAAGCUCCUGAGAGACUGAUGACAGACACCAUUAAUGAGCCCAUCUUGCUGUGCCGCUUCCCUGCAGAGAUCAAGUCUUUCUACAUGCAGCGCUGUCAGGAUGACUCCCGCCUCACUGAGUCUGUUGAUGUGUUGAUGCCCAAUGUUGGUGAGAUUGUUGGAGGCUCCAUGCGUAUCUGGGACAGCGAGGAGCUACUCGAAGGCUAUAAGAGGGAGGGCAUUGAUCCCACGCCGUACUACUGGUAUACCGAUCAGAGGAAAUACGGCACAUGUCCCCACGGUGGAUAUGGUCUGGGGUUGGAACGGUUCCUAACCUGGAUUCUGAACAGACACCACAUCCGAGAUGUCUGUCUCUAUCCGCGCUUUGUCCAGCGCUGCAAACCUUAACCGUCCUGUGACAGACUCCUGGGAAACUGAGCAAGUGAUGCUUGGAAAAGAACCAUACACUGCUACACUACAGCCUGUCUGAGACCAGAUUGACUGCAGCCUGUUGCUAAUACAAAUACU